This is a messenger RNA of Danaus chrysippus (African queen), 2304 nucleotides long. Lineage: Eukaryota; Metazoa; Arthropoda; Insecta; Lepidoptera; Nymphalidae. The record is from the annotation of a GenBank genome assembly.
CUGCAGUGUAGUGCAGGCGACAAUAACCUUAGUCAUCAACUAGCUAGGGCGUUAAGGUCAAUCCUUAAAUUAAUCCAAGGAAUAUCGGCGCAAACUGCAGAAUAUCGCGAUAAUUUUGACCGGGCAAAACAAGAAGUAGAUUUCGAUAAAAACCCUUUUGAGUAUUCGAAAACCAUUUUUAAGAAAGAACGCGGACAGCUUCUCUUGACCAACGAUCAAAUUUACGACCAUUUUAAGAGCACAUACGAAGUGCCUAAAAGUUUAAGACGGUAUAGGGAUCCAAACGAUCAAAAACCUAAAUUUCCUCGAAUCGAAUUCCACGGCAUUCCACCAACGCUAGAGGAACUAAGUAGUCAGAUCAAGAGGAAGUCGUCUAAAUCUGCACCGGGACCCGAUGGUAUCCCAUAUAUAGUCUUUAAAAAAUGUCCAUCGGUUCGUAAACACCUCCUAAAUAUAUACGGUAAAAUCUGGUCAGGGAAGCAAAUCCCGGAGUGCUUCGGGAAAGCAAUUUUUGUCCUCAUUCCCAAAAAAGAUAUAGUUACUGAUCCGAAAGAUACUAGACCGAUAGCUUUAACAAAUACUAUAUCGAAAAUCUUUUUCUCGGUUCUACAAACGAGAAUGACGCGAUUCAUGCUCAGCAACAACUAUUUUAGGCCAAAUCACCAGAAAGGGUUUUUACCCGGGAUUUCUGGAUGCUUAGAACACAACACCUUGCUGUCGGAGAGUUUAAAAGAUGCUAGAAAAAGCGAGCGGCAAAUCACUGUUUGUUGGAUAGACUUGGAGAACGCGUUCGGGUCGAUACAACACGAAUUGAUGCUAUUCGCGCUUAGAUGGUACAACUUUCCACCCCUAGUUAGAGAUAUGAUCGCGUCGUAUUACUCAAAAUUAAGGUUUUCUAUAAUAACUAAAGAAGGCCCUUCAAAAAGUUUGAGUUAUAAUGUAGGACUGUUUCAAGGUUGUUGUCCAUCUCCAAUUGCGUUUAAUAUCGUAAUUAACAUCUUAGUAGACAAAUUAAUCUGUAACGAGAAAAAAUGGGGUUAUCGGUUUAAGUUUAAUAAUAAAUACACGGAAUCCAUUUUAGCCUUCGCUGACGAUCUCGCAAUACUGACACGUAACCCCAAACACUGUCAGGUACUAUUGGAUGAAGUGGAUAAAUUCUGUGAGUGGACGGAUGGAUUGAGGACAAAACCCAGUAAAUGUCACUGUCUGUGUCUUGGUAGGCGGAAUACAAGAUACACCUCAUACGAUCCGGGACUAUCGUUAGGCGGUCAAUGCAUUUCUACGGUUACGGAAAAUGCACCAUUUAAAUUUCUCGGUCGUAAGAUAGAUAAUAUAGGCCGUACUCCAUCUUUAGAAGGAAUAGUAGAUAGCUUUUUGAACGACCUUAACAAGUUAGAUGCAGGCGUCAUAAAGAUGUUGAAGUUGUGGCUCGGGCUCGCUCUAACGGCUGAUUCAUCGGCGUUAUUUAGAGGAAGCAAUAGUUUUGGGAUGAGUCUAAAAAGGCCAUCGGAGCUCUAUAAACACCUAAGAGUUUCCAAGAGAUAUAUCCUGGGGAAAUCCCAUGAUGACAUAGUGACAUCGCUCCCAAAAGAUGAAGAUGCCCCCGAGCUAGAGUCACGACUUCAAUUCCAUAAGCAAUUUAUGAUAGGAGCGCAAAAUGGGGUAAAAGUACCGAAAAAAACUUGCUAUAUCUGUGGAAAGGCAGUUGGAACUGCUAAGCAUCUGCUGGUGGGAUGUAAGGUACUCCUUGACAGCGGUCAAUACUCGCGUCGUCACGAUAGGGUUCUAGAAGUCAUACGUUUUGUGAGAGAAGGCACUAGGGCUACAAAAUCAAACGUCAAGCCUUACUCCAUCCUUAAAGCGGCGUCGGAUUGGACUAUAAUGAUGGACACGUAUGAAAAACAAUAUAAAAUCCCCGAGGAUAUUUGUGCGUCGGCCUCCAGACCGGAUAUAUUUUUGUUUUCGCGAAUUUUAAAGCGCGUAGUGAUGAUAGAGCUUACGGUCCCUUGGGAAACCAACAUCCCCAAAGACCAUACCAUCAAGGUCAACAAAUAUUACGAGCUCACGAACGAACUCACUCGAAAUAGGUUCGUAGUAGAUUUGUACGCGGUAGAGGUGGGAGCGAGAGGUAUAACAGCGAAAUCUCUCUAUAACCUACUAAAGGACUUGGGCUUGUCCAGAACUCACAUUAAUGCAUUCUUGGAACGUACAUCGAAGGCAGCCCUAGUAGGUUCUUUUCAAAUUUGGUUAGGUAGGGAGAGGAGCUUGGACAGUGGAGGUGAGCGUAUAACGCGCAUUUAUUAA